Messenger RNA from Lineus longissimus, 1916 nucleotides. Its product is annotated as uridine-cytidine kinase-like 1. Gene Ontology annotation, cellular component: cytoplasm. Bases 91 to 1683 code for a protein of 530 amino acids. The transcript has 10 exons. Lineage: Eukaryota; Metazoa; Nemertea; Pilidiophora; Heteronemertea; Lineidae. The record is from RefSeq and is a predicted model, not a curated record. Gene Ontology annotation, molecular function: kinase activity; ATP binding.
UCAGAGGUGACACAUGGAAGAUUUCUUUGGGUUGUGUAUUUGUCAAAGUUCUCACAAGAAUUCUUAUAUUUUGUUAGGAUAACCAUUGAAAUGUCCCUGAACAAUCAUGCAAGUGGAAGUGGUGAGGACCAUGAUGGGGCUGACGGAGAUGCGUUCGGCGCAGGUGAUAUGCCAAGUCCCUCUCACACCUUCCCACCACGCAGCCCGACCAAGACAUCCCCGUCGAAGAAGACGAGGGCACGGGCACAUAGCAUUAGUACAGCAGCACGCAAAGAUACCACAAUGGUCCAGUCUGGGUCACGGACGAUUUAUACGGCUGGGAGACCGCCUUGGUACGAUUGCGAGGGACAAUUGAGAGAACCUUUUGUCAUUGGUCUAUGUGGUGGCAGUGCGUCUGGUAAGACCACUGUUGCAAGGAUGAUUAUAGAGGAUUUGGAUGUCCAGUGGGUCAGCUUGCUCAGUAUGGACUCGUUCUAUAAGGUGUUGUCUCCUGAACAACACGAGCUGGCCUGUCAGAACCAGUACAACUUUGACCAUCCUGAUGCAUUUGACUUCGACCUUAUGUUUGAUACUAUUCAACGGUUGAAAGACGGCAAGAGUGUUGACGUCCCAGUGUAUAACUUUACGACACACGCAAGAGAAAAACAUACGAAACGAAUCUAUGGUGCCAAUGUAGUAAUCUUUGAGGGAAUCAUGACCUUCACAAACCCAGAAGUCCUAAAAUUAUUAGAUUUGAAAUUAUUCGUCGACACUGACUCAGAUAUUCGCCUUGCUCGGCGGUUAAAACGUGACAUCACAGACCGAGGUCGCGACCUUGAGGGUGUCCUUCAACAGUAUAACACAUACGUCAAACCAGCUUUUGAACAUUAUAUCGCACCAACCAUGAAGAAUGCAGACAUAAUUGUACCGAGAGGUGCAGAGAAUGAGGUAGCGGUCAAUCUGAUUGUGCAGCAUGUGCAUAAAAAGCUGGAGGAGCGAGGCAAUACUCUGAGGUCUCAGCUUGCUAAUCAACAUCAUGCCAAGGAAAAAGGUCUGCCCACUUCAGUGUUCAUACUUGAAAACAAACCACAGGUGCGAGGGUUACAUACAUAUAUCAGAAAUCAGGAAACUCCUCGUGAUGAGUUCAUCUUCUAUUCAAAUCGAUUGAUGCGCCUCUUGAUUGAGCACGUAUUAUCGAUGCUGCCUUUCAAAGAGACAACAGUGAAUACCCCCCAGGGGACGACGUAUGUCGGCAAACGGUUGGACACGAAACAGAUCUGUGGUGUGUCGGUUCUCAGAGCGGGGGAGACGAUGGAGCCGGCCGUGUGUGAAGUCUGCAAGGAAAUACGACUUGGGAAAAUACUCAUUCAGACCAAUACGGACACCGGGGAACCAGAGUUACACUAUCUAAGACUGCCAAAAGAUAUUCAAGACCAGCACGUGUUAUUGUUAGACGCAACUGUAGCAACUGGUGCUGCCGCCAUCAUGGCGAUACGCGUAUUAUUAGACCAUGACGUACCGGAAGAAAAUAUAUUUCUCGUCUCAAUGAUCAUGGCGGAACAAGGUGCCCAUUCUGUGGCAUAUGCAUUUCCUCGUAUAAAAAUAGUCACGACAGCUGUUGACGCGGAAAUCAACGAAAAGUUUCAUAUCAUACCUGGAAUUGGUAAUUUUGGUGACAGAUACUUUGGAACGGAGUGGUGUUAGACAAGGCGACAGUCCUAACAAUAACAAUUUAUCAGUUCUGAGGCCAGGCAAUCUUCAUGUGCGGACAUAUCUGUUAAACCAGAAGAAUCUCAGAAUGGCAUGGAGUUCGAUUAUUCAUUAUUGUACAGUUGUGUUGUUAAUACAAAUGUAUGUGCAUGGUGUUAUGAGAUCUCAGUCUCCGGUUACAACGUUAACAGUCGUGGUGUAAAUAAUAAACUAAUGAUAAAGUUAAA